Postia placenta MAD-698-R-SB12 is the source of this 906-nucleotide messenger RNA. RefSeq lists its product as hypothetical. The transcript is spliced from 4 exons. The coding region runs from base 50 to 733 and encodes 227 amino acids. The record is from RefSeq and is a predicted model, not a curated record. Lineage: Eukaryota; Fungi; Basidiomycota; Agaricomycetes; Polyporales; Adustoporiaceae.
CUCUCUCCCAGUCCUCUCUCUCUCAGUCUCUCUCCAGUAUAUCGCUGAAAUGUCUCGCGCGUCGGCCCCCACCUACGAAGUUCAGCCUGGCGACAUUUGUCGCAUUGUCGCGAGCGUGCUUAUUCCAAUAGAGCAAGCGCUCGGUAUCGCCGGCUCUCCGAUGUACUUUACGAAUGCGGGGCAGGACAGUUCAUAUACUACCAAUUCAUCCACGCAAAGCCCUCGUCCGUGCGUCUUCAUGGGCAGGCUGGAGGAAAAUGCUCCUGCUGUUUGCCUCAUGGCUACCUACCAUGGUAAUGGCGUGGCCUCCAUGCCAGAAGUAUACCAAUACUUCUCCUUACCUGUCGACCCGGACGUAGAGCCCCCUGAUGGACGCGUCAUCCAUACUACUCCUCGAUGGCCAGAAUCGAGUCGUACCAAUCAAUAUUUGAUAGCCUAUCUUAUUGAUCCUCACGUCGCGGUUCAAGAGCUGUGGCAUGACCGCGGCAGUCGCACUCCUUCCCGUCUUGAUGCGCUGGGGUUCGGAAAUUUGACAACGACGUGCGACACCCUGAGACGGUCCUGGCAGCAGCGCAUGCUAGAUACGACUCUCAGGAAGCAGGCAACGGAUGAAUAUCUGAAGUAUCGCCGCCGCAAACAGGGAAUACCUCGGUCUCGUAGACCCUCUUCGCAUAGCGGUCCUAGCGGACGCACAGGACCCCGAUCGCCUAUCGGCAACCUUGAGGGCUCGUGAUUCUUCUUUAAUAAUACUCGUCCUCUCCUGCGGUUUCACUCAAAACAUGCGAGGUCCCGUCAGGGUAUCCGGUGUGAAUAUGAAGGACUCAUUUUGUGACCUCCCCCCUCCCCCUCCCCACUCUGCUCGUAUCGAAUGUUUGGUAAUCAUGAAUGCAUCUAUCGUACUAUGCU